AAGCAACAAUGAGCAAUUCCUGCAGUAGUUAUUAGUAAGGAGCAUACUUAACAAGAUCGUACCCACGGACACAAAGCCCUUCGUUCUGCACUUGCACUAUUGAGAUAUACUUAGAUAUAUCUAUUGGACUGUCCUCAAUAGUUGCGUACGGACCAGCGUCUAAAUACAGACUCUAGCAUAAAGUCCUCGAUAGUAUCAAAAUUUUACACUAACAACUUUCUCCAAAUCAACAUAACACCAUGGUAUCUCUAGCUGAACCCCGUCGUAAGACCAAGAUGUCAUUCGACCCCAAUAACAAGACCUGGCAGAAUGAUGAAACCAAGUUUGGCAAAACACUUAUGAAGAAAAUGGGAUGGUCAGAUGGUGACGGUUUGGGAAAGGAGAGAAAGGGAACAACAUCGCAUUUAAAAGUUAAAGUGAAAAAUAACUCCUUAGGAUUAGGCGCAGACAAGCAAGGUGCCGGGGAUGAGGCGUGGCAGGAUCUGCAGGCGGGAUUCAAUAAUCUGCUCGAGAACUUGACCAACGCACACACCACGGGAGAGGUCAAUUCGCACAAGAAGGCUACUACAAAACUCGAAGACAAGACUAACGCCAGUAAACGCAGGUUUUACGGAAGGUUUGUGAAAAGCAAGGAUGUGUCCAACUACACAGAUCACGAUAUGAACCAGAUUCUAGGUAAAAGGGACGCACUGGCUACAAAGGUAGUGGAGACUACUACUGAGACUAUUGAGUUGGGUAUGGAGAUCUCGGAGGACCAAGACCAGUGCAAGGUGUCCGGUCUGGUGACUACGACGAAUACAGUCAGUAUGACAGACUACUUUGCAAAACGAUUAGCCGAGAGGAGAGCAGCAAGUAGUGUCACGCCGAUUGGCGACAGAGAGGAUAGUGUGGCCUUAGAAAUUGUAGGUAGCACCAGUGGCGGUAGUACAAGUGCAGAUAGCAGCGUGGUCACAAGCGAUGCGGAGGAAGUCGAGGAAGAAGCCAGUGUCACAGUACUGGACGAUACAGAGACUGACAGUAUAGUAGAAAGCAAGGCUGAGAAAAAAAGUAAGAGUGGAAGCAAGAAAAGUAAGAAAGAAAAGAAGAGCAAAAAAGAGAAGACAAGUAAGAAAGACAAGACAGCGGUUCCGAGCGAAAGUGUGACUGGUGUUGGAAAUGAACCGAUAUCUAAGAAGGAGAAGUCAAGGAAACGAUCAAGGACUGCGGAGGAUGUUGAGGAGGUACAGCAGCCACCAAAGAAAGCCAAGAAAGAUAAGAAGCACUCCGAUGCGUCCCAAAAGAAGGAGAAGAAGUCAUCAAAAGAGAAAAAAGCUAAGAAGUCCAAGAAAUAAGUAUUCAAUAAGAAAUAGAAGUUCAACUCAUAGUACCUCCUGAUUUUUCAAUGCUAGUCAUAAUUUAUAAAGGACAAAAUCGUGUGUUUUUCC
Sphaeroforma arctica JP610 is the source of this 1424-nucleotide messenger RNA. RefSeq lists its product as hypothetical. Gene Ontology annotation, molecular function: nucleic acid binding; telomerase inhibitor activity. Gene Ontology annotation, biological process: regulation of ribosome biogenesis. The record is from RefSeq and is a predicted model, not a curated record. The transcript has 3 exons. Bases 240 to 1331 code for a protein of 363 amino acids. Gene Ontology annotation, cellular component: nucleolus. NCBI's taxonomy places the organism in Eukaryota, Ichthyosporea, Ichthyophonida.